CUCACCUUUUUCUCUCUUUCUUCCCCCAAAUUACUAGAAAGCAGGCUGAGAAGAAGAAGAAUAUAUAAUAAAAAAGAAAAAAAAUCAACAAAAACCCAGUUAGUCACUGUUUUACAGGAAACCAGAUUCCCAUUGAUUUACAGAUCUGUUUUAGCUUCUGUUAGUACUUGCUUUGUAUAUAUGGGUGGUUGUCUAGGAUGCUAUAAGAGGACGACUUUCAAUCCCUUGGUGAACGAGUCAUCAAAAGGACUAAAAGUUCAAGGUGAGACAGGCAAGAAAGCCAGCAUAUCGGAAGGUUUCUGGACCACUAGCACUUGUGAUAUGGAUAACAGUGCAGUGCAAUCACAGGGAAGCAUUUCAUCAAUCAGCACAAACAACCAGACACUUGAUCCACAUGGCAGAGUUGCAGCUGCUAAUGCCCCUGCUGAAUUUGUGAAUCAUGGCCUUCUUCUCUGGAAUCAAAUUCGGCAUCGCUGGGUGGGAAACAGGAAGUCUGAAAAUCAGGAGAAAGAGGAACGAGAACCAAAACUAAAUUGGAAUGCGACCUACGAGAGUUUACUCGGAAGCAACAAGUCAUUCCCUCAGCCUAUUCCUCUUUCUGAAAUGAUAGAUUUUCUGGUGGAUGUGUGGGAGCAGGAAGGUUUGUAUGACUGAUCAAUUAGUGCAUUUGAAAGAUGGUUACAUACCAACAUCCAUCUGCUUUGUUGUAACGUUUUCAGUUGUUUUGUUUGCUUUCAUUCAUUUGAAUA
Molecule: messenger RNA, 749 nt
Organism: Hibiscus syriacus
Lineage: Eukaryota; Viridiplantae; Streptophyta; Magnoliopsida; Malvales; Malvaceae
Exons: 6
Coding region: 181-654 (157 amino acids)
Source: RefSeq, a predicted model, not a curated record